This is a messenger RNA of Beta vulgaris subsp. vulgaris (sugar beet), 610 nucleotides long. RefSeq lists its product as hypothetical. NCBI's taxonomy places the organism in Eukaryota, Viridiplantae, Streptophyta, Magnoliopsida, Caryophyllales, Amaranthaceae. The record is from RefSeq and is a predicted model, not a curated record. The transcript is spliced from 3 exons. The coding region runs from base 74 to 379 and encodes 101 amino acids.
UUAUCUAGUUUUGUUAUCUUAUCACAUAAACUAAAAAUUCUCUCACUUUCUCAUAAAUAUCUGAAAGAAAGAAAUGACAGAAAUAUCAAUUAUGAGGAUUGAUAGAAAAUCAUCGAUAGAAACUGAGCCUAAAACCCUUAAUUUCCAACAAGUUCAAUCUGCAAGGGACGCAGCUUUGUACGUGGUAAAGUCAAAGACCAGGGAAGAAGCCAAGCAAAUAUUUACAGAGGGUAUGGCGCCAAUGGCAACCGCGGGAAGCGACGACACAACUACAACAGGAACAAGUGAGUAUGAAGAUGAAGAAGAAACAUAUCCAACAUAUACUAGACGGCAAUAUGGGUUGGAGGCAUUAAGAGAGGUGUUUACUGCACCAUUUUAACUUUUUAAGAUAUCUUCAGUUCUCCUUCAUGUAGCAAUUAGUAUUGUAGUUGUAGACUUGUAAUGUACCCAAAGCUGCUUCUGUACCUGGUACCACCGGCCUUCUUUUUUUGUGUGCUAGGGGGAGUCCCCUUCGUACAGAAAGUAAACAUGGGUUUCUCUUUUCUGUGGUCCACUUAUGCAAUAUGGACAGUUUAGACUUUAGCAUUAAUAUCUUAAUAUGGUUUUGAUA